CAUUGAUAUAGAUGGCUGACAGGGGCACACAGAUGUCAGUAACAACAGAGAAGAUGUUUAUGUUUUUAUGUGUUUUUUAUUUAUCAUGGACGUCUGUUCGGGCCGAGAUUUAUUCUGCAGUUCUCGAUAAACAAACUGGCCAGCUGUCCUUGGAGGAGGGGUUCCGAGACGACUAUGUAGCCUGGGCGAACUUUACCGACGACAUCAAGAACUCGGGCUGGACAUAUCUGGAAGUGACCACUAGCGGACACUAUAAUGAUAGCAUCCAGGCGUAUGCUGCCGGGGCCGUUGAGGCUGCAGUUACCUCCCAGCUGAUCUAUAAGCACUGGAUGAACACUCUUAUGGGGUACUGCGGUCCGUUUACCUUCGAGUCGGGAUUCUGCCAGAGACUGAAGGAUUACAUCACUUCCAACCUGCAGUGGGUCAGACAGCAGAUAGAGGAGCAUCCACACUGUCCCUACUGGCACCAGGUGCGGUUGGCGUUGCUGCAGCUGAAAGGUCUGGAGGACGGCUACAAUGAUAUGCUGUCAUUUCCCAGAGGCCCUUUCACUCUCAACCCCUUCGGCUUCCUACUUUUCCAGAUGGGAGGAGACCUAGAGGAUCUUGAGGGGGCCCUAAACAAAUCCAGCCAUUCACGGACUCUGGGCUCUGGCUCCUGCUCCGCCCUCAUCAAGCUGUUGCCUGGCAACAAGGAUCUACUGGUGUCUCAUGAUACCUGGAACAUCUACCAGGCCAUGCUGCGCAUCCUAAAGAAGUACCAGUUUGCCUACCGUGUCUCUCCUACAGACAGUGAUAUGAUCCCUGGUGGAACCCAGGCGUUCUCUUCCUACCCAGGCUCCAUCUUCUCUGGAGAUGACUUCUACAUCCUUAGCACUGGGCUGGUUACUCUGGAGACCACCAUCGGCAACAGUAACCCCGCCCUCUGGAAGUUUGUUCAACCAACCGGAGCAGUGAUGGAGUGGCUGAGGAACAUCGUAGCCAAUCGGCUGGCUACAACUGGCAAGGCGUGGGCAGAGAUUUUCAGCAAACACAACAGCGGAACGUAUAAUAACCAGUGGAUGAUAGUGGACUACAGGCAUUUCACUCCAGGGAUGACAGAGACUAAGGAGCAGCUGUUUACUGUACUGGAGCAGAUCCCUGGGCUAGUUGUUCACUCUGAUAAAACCCAGGAAUUGCUGCAGAAAGGCUACUGGUCUAGUUACAACAUCCCGUACUAUGAGGAGGUGUUUAAUGCCAGCGGCUGUAGAGAACUGGUAGAGCAGUUUGGUCCAUGGUUUUCUCUGGACAUGAAUCCUCGAGCCCAGAUCUUCAGAAGGAACCAAUCACACGUCACAGACAUGGACUCCAUGGUCCACCUCAUGAGGUAUAAUAACUUUAAGGAGGACCCAUUGUCACGGUGCGAGGGCUGCGACCCGCCUGCUAACGGGGAGAACACCAUCUCGGCCCGCUCCGACCUGAACCAGGCUAACGGGACAUAUCCCUUUGGAGCGCUGAAGCAGAGACCACAUGGUGGAACGGAUAUGAAGGUGACGUCUUAUGGGCUGUGGCGUGAGUUUGGAUUCUUGGCAGCGAGUGGACCCACGUGGGACCAGGUACCUGCUUUCCAGUGGAGUUCCUCUCCCUACUCAGACCUGAUGCACAUGGGACACCCCGACACCUGGGCUUUCACACCUAUACAUGUCACCUGGUCUACCUAACCCGUAACCUUUAAAUUAACCCUACACGCACACAUCCAUCAGUGUAAGAAAAUAAACUGAGGGGUGCUGGAUUUCAUUUGAAAAGGGGAAAUGAUUACAAAUGUAAUGCAAAUGGAUAUACACUACAACAGUAAGCUCAGGGUUAGCAUGUGUAUACUGUUUACUGCACUGCUGUUUGAGAUAAGGGAAUGUGUUUUAACAGUUUAAAAAACAAAAUCAUGUUUUGCUCAUACUGGCUGUCUCAUAUUGAAUGUAAUGUGAGAUGGUAUAACUGUUUGAAAUGAGACUUCCACUAUUGACAAUAUUGAGGUAGGAAAUUGUACCUCUUAGACGCACAAAAAAUACUUUGUUUGGGCAAUAGAGAAUGAUUUUGUUUUCCAUUUUUUAAAUCUAUUUUCAAUUUGAAUCCUAAAGUAUUCUACCAUUUGAUUCAUGCUGCUAAGGCUACUGGUCAAUUCAUUUAAUUCAUAUCAACGCUAUUAAGACCGUAAUCAGAUCAAAAUAUGUAUUACAUUUCUCAUUUGACAGAUAAAGGCUUGAAUGUGUCCAGUUUUUUUUAUUCAAUGGUCAAUGGUUGUCAUUAAAUGAGUUUUGAACUUCA
Messenger RNA from Salvelinus namaycush (lake trout), 2298 nucleotides. Its product is annotated as putative phospholipase B-like 2. The record is from RefSeq and is a predicted model, not a curated record. Gene Ontology annotation, biological process: phospholipid catabolic process. Gene Ontology annotation, molecular function: glycerophospholipase activity. The transcript is spliced from 12 exons. The coding region runs from base 12 to 1697 and encodes 561 amino acids. Lineage: Eukaryota; Metazoa; Chordata; Actinopteri; Salmoniformes; Salmonidae. Gene Ontology annotation, cellular component: extracellular region.